Molecule: messenger RNA, 509 nt
Organism: Rubroshorea leprosula
Lineage: Eukaryota; Viridiplantae; Streptophyta; Magnoliopsida; Malvales; Dipterocarpaceae
Source: the annotation of a GenBank genome assembly
CACAAGCAGCAACUUUAAAUGGAUAAUUUAAGCCUUAAAAGGCUGUCACAUACCAGAAUUUACAAGCAAGGAACCGGAGCUAGCAGAUUGGGCAAGGCCGGCGGGAAGUGCAGGGGAAGCUCACGGAAACUACCCAAAAUUGAAGGAAAUAAGAGCAAUCAAAGUUAACCCAAGCCAAUUCAAGCAAGAACAAAGGAAUUAGGGGCUGUUCUUACCGGAAAAAAAUGCCCAGAAAUCACCCACAAUCAAGAGCAGCCGGCGGAAGGACAAAGCAGAGCAGGGCAGAUCCGGCUUUUCCAGCAAGGGGGAAAGAUUUCUGGGUUCUUUAUGGGUUCUAGAACAAGAAAGGAAGGGGAAAAUACCAAGCUUCCUUACCAAUUUUCCAAGGCAUGGCUGGGUUUCCCUUUCUUUUUCUUCGGGCGGCUGCAGCGGGAAGACAGAGCAGAACACGCGGGGAAGAAGAAGAAAAGAAAGAAAGAAAAAGGAGAAAAGAAAAGAAGUCAUCCUUA